Paramacrobiotus metropolitanus is the source of this 1571-nucleotide messenger RNA. RefSeq lists its product as uncharacterized. Lineage: Eukaryota; Metazoa; Tardigrada; Eutardigrada; Parachela; Macrobiotidae. The transcript has 3 exons. The record is from RefSeq and is a predicted model, not a curated record. The coding region runs from base 228 to 1214 and encodes 328 amino acids.
ACAAAAUGACUAGUGGACAAAAUGAUUGGUGGACAAAAUGAACGGUGGACAAAAUGAACGGUGAACAAAAUGCAUAGACACGAUUUCGGUCCCUGUCAGACGCUCCACUCCAUUCGAUUAAUUCUAAAAUCGCGAUUCAAGAGUUAAAGUGGAUGAAAAAUUGAAACUAUACAAUUAUCGUUUCAUUGAACUGUCAGACACGAGUGUUUCAUUUUUACUGUUUCGGAAUGUUUCCUUCUUUUAUUCCUGGCAAAUCUUCGAUAAUGGGUCAUCUUCUCCUGGUUUCUGCCGCGGUUGUGCUGGCCUGCUGCAUACCUGGCACCCUCACGUGUGCUAAAACUGGACUCAGCGUGGAGAAAAUUAAUCGGAUCUUGAACGAAGCGAAGCAACGUAACGGGAACGGAACCAUGCAUCUUCAGGGUUACGGCCGCGGUCCGACGUCCCAGGAAUAUCCGAUAGCGGAAUGGCCGCCGGGGACUGAGAUUAUUCGCGCGCCAGAGGGUGGCACACUGGUCAUCUUCUGCAACAACAGCCACAACACGAACAACACAGAGGUUUUCCACUCCGACAUUCCGCCGGCUUUCAGACGCAACGGAGUGCUGAUCCCCCUUUCAGAUUUUGAGAUAGCCAGAAGAGGGUUCGAAGAAGUGAACUAUUGUUGCAACCGCACGAAUGGUAACAAUCCGCUGGAAUACGGAGUGGAGGGCAAAGUGUACGAUCUGGUCACGAGUGCCUUUUCCAUUGCGUUACCGAAAUUUUCGUACGCGGCCACGGGACUGUACGAGUGCCUGCACUCCAAUGGGCACCAGCUGGUGGUGACGCAGCGCUACUGGGUUAGUGCGACCCUCUUCCGCAACAAGGUCUUCGAUCCGCCCAUGAAGAACCUCACGAUCCGAUACGGCGACCCGGCGGAAUUGGUCUGCGCGGUGCGCUUCAAUUUCCUCCCAGGGUAUCUCACCAACCGGUUCCUGUGGCGCGCCGGAAACUACUUGCUGAUGGCUAAGUCCAUUCCGGAGGUGGCCGAUAAGAUCGGGUCAUGGUGGGGAUUUUAUGGGCGUGUUGACUUCGGCAAGGAUCAACAGGGUCGCUGCAACUCCACCUUGAAGAUCGACCGUGUCACAUGGAGAGACGCCGGACUGUACGAGUGUUGGUUCCGCAUCAACGAUCGCCUCGACGAGUGGAUCGUUCAAGAAGCCUACCUGCACGUUAUCUAACCGGAGCCACCAUUCAGCUUGCGGUUCGGCAACGCGUGUACAUAGAUCUUGUUGUUCUGAAUCUGCAACAGUUCGUUUUUACGUUGGAAUAGUCAAGAUUUUUUUGUUGGAGCGUUAUUGUUUUGACUCGGGAAUAAGCAGGGCUUUUGACUCGUUGGUAUUUAUUACUGUAGCGUAGCGCAGUGGCACCGAUGCCACGAGAUUGUCUGUCCUCUGUGACCUUGGUGUCCAGCAUGGCAACUGCAGUAGCAGCAUGCCAUUGUUGUUAUGUUGUCGACAAUCAGUUGGUUGUUUGCGCCCUCAGUGGUGGUUCAUAAUAUAUGUAUUAUGCCGCCACCUCAAGUGACAAUUACUUUG